AUGGAUUUUGGGAGAGAAGCAGUCGUGCUUGUCCUCACUGCUAUAACAAUGGCUGUUUUGGGGGCGGCUUCCACUGUUCACACGGUUGGUGAUAUUGGCGGUUGGAACUCAGACCGUGACGUGGAUUAUUACGAUUGGGCUGCUAGCAGGGAAUUUCAUAUUGGCGACAUUAUCCAUUUCAAGUACGAUCCAGGGUUUCAUAAUGUGGUGGAAGUGAGGCGGGCGGACUACCACGCAUGCGAUGCAGCAAAUCCCAUAGCCACCUACUCGUCGCCGUCGGGGAAUGACUACAUCAAGAUCGAGAGACACGGCCACUACUUCUUCAUCUGCGGCUGCGUUGAUCACUGCGCACUCACUAACCAGAAAGUUGAUAUCAGAGUCCCUAAAGACCUCGACGUGAUUAACUAA
This is a messenger RNA of Coffea eugenioides, 408 nucleotides long. Its product is annotated as mavicyanin-like. The transcript has 2 exons. NCBI's taxonomy places the organism in Eukaryota, Viridiplantae, Streptophyta, Magnoliopsida, Gentianales, Rubiaceae. Gene Ontology annotation, molecular function: electron transfer activity. The coding region runs from base 1 to 408 and encodes 135 amino acids. The record is from RefSeq and is a predicted model, not a curated record. Gene Ontology annotation, cellular component: plasma membrane.